Messenger RNA from Ictalurus punctatus (channel catfish), 3097 nucleotides. It is a transcript of the gene fam167b, whose product is annotated as family with sequence similarity 167 member B. The transcript has 2 exons. The record is from RefSeq and is a predicted model, not a curated record. Lineage: Eukaryota; Metazoa; Chordata; Actinopteri; Siluriformes; Ictaluridae. The coding region runs from base 106 to 627 and encodes 173 amino acids.
ACACACACACACACACUGUGCGUGCUCGAGCGCUAAAAAUAUUUUCCGCGCUCGUGUUGAGACCAGACGCGUCUCCGUUACGCGCGCGCACUCAGAGGCUCGGAGAUGAACAGUAAGGAGCCGGAGGAGAGCUCGGAGGAGGACCUGGACAGCGUGAAGGCGCUCACCGAGAAGCUGAAGCUGCAGACGCGCAGACCCUCUUACCUGGAGUGGCAGGAGCGCGUGCGCAGCGGACCGUGGAACGGCUGCCGAGACGCGCGCGAAGCGAACGUAACCGCAGAGCGCGAGGACCGCGACGGCCCACGAGACAUCUGUGGCUUCCGGUCCAUGGACGACGCGCUGCAGUGGCUCCGAAGCGAACUGAGGGAGAUGCAGCUGCAGGACCAGCGGUUGGCGCGUCAGCUGAUCCGUCUGCGUGGUGAGCUGCACCGGCUGAAGGUGGAGCGUGUGUGCGAUGGACAUCGGGAGAUGCUGGAUGACGCGGCGUUCGAGCUUGAGGAGUGGGGUGAGGAGUGUGACCUGCUGUGUGACGUGCCGCUCAAGGCCGCCUUCACCCUGUCCACACCGCUCAAGCACCUCGGCCUCACCAAGAUGAACCUCAAUGCCCGCCGUUUCUCCCUCUGCUGAACAACUCCGGAUCCUCGAAGAGCGAACGAUCUCACGAGCUACAAAUAGAACACGUAAGAGAUCGAGUCUUCUGUUCACAGCUCCUGAAGAUCUAAAGAUCUGUAGCUUUAAUGACGUCAGUGUCCAACACUUCUGAAAGCCAUAAUGCGUUUGAGAUGGGGUCUGCAGCAUACAAAAGCUACAGAAUUGUCAUAAAAGAAAAAAACAAACAGGCUGAGCUUCCAUAUUUUCGCUCUUGGAGAUCAGGAGUCUGUGAUUUUGCUAAUGUUCCAGGGUUGAAGCUCAGCGUAACCUUAAGGUUUUCUUUGCUAGAGAACGUGACGCCUUAAAAACACCCUUAUAAAGACCUUAAAAUACAGAUAUAUUACAAGCUACAGAAAAGCUACAGGAUUAAAUUAAAUUAAAUUUACAUUUCAAGCACUGCCAGACCGUCUCUGCUGGGAAUUUGGUUAGGCUGACCCUGACCUUUGACCUCCAGCUUCCUUUCAAAUUGGGGUGACAAGAUGAAAACAAGAAAUACAACGGCACCAUUGUUGAUAAACAUGUACUAACCGUCCUCAAAGCAAAUGAGGAUCAACAAAUUUAAUAAUAAUAAAAAAAAGACGAAUGGUGGCUGGAGAACACCAUUCCCAAGGAUAUAAGCCAUAACGCCUACCAAAGAUAAACCAAGCCUCAGAUUGUGGACACUAAUCUUCUUGAGCUCAACUUUUGGGACUCCAAUGUCUGUCAUGUGGCCUUAAUAUUGAGUGUCAUAACAUCAUGGGUGUAAAUAACAGUAAGAAAGUCAAUAGAACCGAUGAAGAACAUCAUAUAAGUAGAUUAAGGUGUGUGUUCUGUUCAGGUCAAAUUAAUGUUUUUUUAUUAUUAUUUUUUUUUACUUAAAGCGGAACCAUACAAAAAUUAUUCUUCUUUUUCUUUCGUUCCAGCAUUAAAGUUUAUGCGCUUAGCUCAUUUUCUCUAUUGAACAAGGACUUUCUGUAUAUUACACGGGUUACGUUCAGGCGAUUUCGACCCGAGAACGAAACAGAAAGUGAAGUAGUUAAUUAGUGGUUCAACUGACACCAACGGCUUGUUACAAAAAUACUCGAAUGUCACAUUACCGAAACAGAACACAAGACCACAAAUAACACCGUCACUGUUUACGGAAAUAACGAAGUAGUUUUGGGUCAAGCAAAAGAUCCCAGUCUCUAACAUUUCCAUAACUACAAAAGGUAAAAACCCUGAAAUAUUUGACUGAGAUCAAGGAGGCCCUUGACAAUAGCGAUUUUGAAUACUGGCUUCUGAUUGGUCAGAAGGUGCUGAUUAAAUUUCUCUAACAGCAGCUCUGACAGUAGUGCAGCUGUUCAUAUUAAAGCGCUUGCUCUGAUACGUCAUCAUUUCUAAAGUAACAGCUCAUUCACAGGGACUUGCGUAAACCGUGUGUAAUCAUUGAUAUGGGUUUUCUGUAAAGAGACCUCAGUGUCAGCGCUCUGUAUCCGUCAGACGGAAAGCUGUAAUCUUACGAGGUUUCAGACGCCUCUAGGACAGAGGAGUUUACACUGCAGAGCUGUUUAUACUGUAGCUGCUAUAACAUAAGUGAUAGCAGGAACCUGACUUGUUUCCUAGACAUGCGGCAAACAGUAAACGCACAACUAUAAAUGAAUAAAAAAAAGUAUGACCAUUCUUUAACGGAUGUAAUUGUUGGCAAGUUUCUGUAAUAUAAGGCGAAUAAAACACUUUGGGAUGUGCUGUAUUUGGAAAUUAGUCAACACCCCAUCGUUAGUUAAUUCCUUAUACUGUAAGUGCACUCCUCUAGGGAAGUUCAGGCUUCAUGUACUUUGUUGUCACCAUGAAACCUAAUAUGGGCCUGUAAAAUUACUUGAGUUGAUGAAGAACACAGUGAUGCUUCUCCUGACAUCAGCUGAACACCGAUGUAAUUCCAGUCAUGAAGAAAGACAUGGACGUGAUCGUUGGCAUUGAGAUCGAAACGUCGAAACAGACAUCGUUCGUGGAGCUGGAUUGAUUCUCACUCUCUUUCCUUCUCAUCCCGAUCUGGCGGCUUCCCAAAAAUCCUGCUCAGAAUUCCGGACACUCCAUUACUUAAGCCCAAAAAUAACUAUAAGAGUCAGAUACGGGGAGAGAUUAGUUACAGCUUGUACGCUGGACAAAAGACAAGCCGAACUGUUUAUCAUAUUGUUAAUAAAACCACAACUGUUCUAAAAUAAAUAAAUAUAUAUUUUUUUCCUUUCCAUGUUAAUGGAAAUGGGCAGUGGUGGCUCAGUGGUUAAAGGCUCUGAGUUAAUGAUCAGAAGGUCAUGAGCUCAAGUGCCAGUACUGCCAAGCUACCAAUGUUGGACCCUUGAGCAAGGCCCUUAACCCUCACCUGCUCAGUUGUAUAAAUGCCAUAAAAUGCAAAUGUAAAAAAUGUUAAUAAUGAUGGCUGAAUGUGCAAAAGACUACAUGCUUUCAAUAAACUCACUAUGAAGCCCAA